AUGAUAUCACUAACUUAAACAGAAGAUUAGGUAACUAAAUCAAUGAUAUUUAUAAGAUUCAAUAAGAAUAAACAUAAUUAUAGUAAAAGAACAAAAUAACUAAAUAAAUUAACAAAUCUGUAAAAUGGUAAGAGGAUAUUAUUGAUAAUGAAAAUACAGGUAAAUUAAAAUUUAAUGGUAUAAAUUACUUUAACAAAUAGUUUGUAGAGCAAAAUUUAUUCACUAAUUAGAAAUAGAUGAUAAAUCUGAUACAUGUACAAGUGAUGAUGAAUCAAAUGCUAUAGAAAGAGAUAAAAAGUCAAAGUAGAAACAUAAAUUAAAAUGCUCUAAACUUAACUUAAAGGAUAAAUCAUGA
Molecule: messenger RNA, 355 nt
Organism: Paramecium pentaurelia
Lineage: Eukaryota; Ciliophora; Oligohymenophorea; Peniculida; Parameciidae
Source: the annotation of a GenBank genome assembly